AUGGAAGUAGCUUCCAAGAAGCGUACUACCAAUUUUACGUCUUCCGAAGAAGAAUUACUAAUUACAUUAGUGAAAAAAUAUAAAUCUGUGUUGGAGUGUUUGAAAACUGAUGCUGUAAAUGCCAAAAUGAAAAAGAAUGCAUGGUCUAAAAUUGAAAGAGAGUUUAAUUCCCAAUCAAUAGAGACCCCACGUACUGCCGAUAUACUGAAAAAUAAGUAUAUUAACUUAAAAAGAAAAGUUAAAAAACAGUAUGCAGAUGAAAAAGUAUAUCAUCGGGGUACUGGAGGAGGCCCAUCAGUCUUUUUUGGAGUCGUCUGCAGCAGUAUCAAUUGGGGAAAUGUUACAAAAUAA
Macrosiphum euphorbiae (potato aphid) is the source of this 351-nucleotide messenger RNA. The record is from the annotation of a GenBank genome assembly. Lineage: Eukaryota; Metazoa; Arthropoda; Insecta; Hemiptera; Aphididae.